This is a messenger RNA of Telopea speciosissima, 3105 nucleotides long. RefSeq names its product putative pentatricopeptide repeat-containing protein At5g13230, mitochondrial. Gene Ontology annotation, biological process: RNA modification. Bases 50 to 2557 code for a protein of 835 amino acids. Lineage: Eukaryota; Viridiplantae; Streptophyta; Magnoliopsida; Proteales; Proteaceae. The record is from RefSeq and is a predicted model, not a curated record. The transcript has a single exon. Gene Ontology annotation, molecular function: zinc ion binding; protein binding; RNA binding.
UGAAAAAUUUCGUCUCCAUUCUUUUUGAGUGGGGACCUCGCGAGAUCGAAUGAUUAGAUUUUCGUGUCUUAGAACACCACGUCCGGGGCUGGGUUUGUUCUCAACCCAUCAUCAAAUCGAACUGUUUAAUCAAAUCGUACAACGUGGGUUCUCAGCCCAGAGCGUCCAAUUAGCCGACGACUCAGAGAAUUGCUCUUGCUCCACCGCAUUGGAGCUUAAUUCUCAUACAUACGCUCGGAUGUUCCAGGACUGCACCGGCAAUGACAAUGCCAGAAAGUGGGGUUUGGGAAUCCACUGUGAUGUCCUUAAGAGGGGGAACUGGUUGGAUUUGUUCGCUAGGAACGUUCUUCUUAACUUGUAUGUGAAAGAAGGCCUCCUCGCUGACGCACGAACUUUGUUUGAUGGAAUGCGGGACAGGAAUACUAUUUCAUUUGUUACCUUAAUUCAGGGAUAUGCACAGUCUCUCCAAUUUGACGAGGCAAUCGAGUUGUUCAUCAGGCUUCGUAGAGAGGACCAUGAGCUCAAUCCCUUUGUCUUUACAACAAUUCUGAAGUUGCUUGUGAGUGCGGGUUCUGCUGAGCUUUGUUGGCUAAUCCAUGCCUGUAUUUUUAAGCUUGGCCAUGAUUCAGAUGCGUUUGUUGCAACUGCUCUCAUUGAUGCCUAUUCAGUGUGUGGACUUGUUGAUGGAGCUAAGAAAGUAUUUAAUAAGAUUGCUGAGAGGGACAUGAUUUCUUGGACUGGGAUGAUAGCUUGCUAUGCUGAAAAUGAUUAUUUCAAUGAGGCUUUGGAACUCUUCUCCCAAAUGAGGAAGGUCAACCUCAAGCCAAACAAUUUUACUUUCGCUAGCUCACUUAAGGCCUCCGUCGGUCUGCCUUCCUUUGACUUGGGCAAGGGCAUCCACGGAUGUGCCUUAAAAACCCGGUAUGAGCUGGAUCUUUAUGUAGGCUGCGCUUUGCUCGACUUGUACACUAAGUUUGGAGAUAUUAAUGAUGCUCGGAUUGUUUUUGAGGAGAUGCCUCAAAAACAUGUGAUUCAUUGGAGUUUCAUGAUUGCGCGUUAUGCGCAGAGUGAUCGAAGCGAGGAGGCCUUGAAGCUAUUUUUUCGGAUGAGACAAGCCUUAGUGGUCCCUAAUCAGUUUACAUUUGCAAGUGUUUUACAGGCCUGUGCAACCAUGGAAGCUCUAGUAUUGGGGAAGCAAACACAUGGCCAUGUUCUGAAGGUUGGACUUGAUUUUGUCAUUUUUGUAAGAAAUGCCCUUAUGGAUGUCUAUGCUAAAUGUGAAAUUAUGGAUGACGCUGUGAAAUUAUUUGUGGAGUCACCAGAAAGAAAUGAUGUGACUUGGAAUACACUGAUUGUGGGGUAUGUGCACCUAGGGUAUGGAGAGGAGGCUCUAAGACUCUUCUCUGAGAUGGUUAAUGACCUAGUCCAGCCAACCCAAACUACAUUCUCUAGUAUUCUUCGUGCUUGCGCAAACUUAACAGCGUUGGAGGCAGGUCUUCAGAUCCACUGUUUGACAGUAAAAACCAUCUUCGAUAAGGACACAGUAGUCUGUAAUGCUUUGAUUGACAUGUAUGCCAAGUGUGGGAGCAUUAAAGAUGCCCGUUCCAUAUUUGAUGGUAUGAGCGAACGAGAUGAAGUUUCUUGGAAUUCUAUGAUCUCAGGAUAUUCCCUACAUGGUUUAAGUGAAGACGCUCUGGGGAUUUUUGAGAAGAUGAGGGAAACAGAAAUUAGGCCCAACAAGAUAACCUUUAUAGGUGUCCUAUCAGCAUGUAGCAACAGGGGUUUGGUGGAUUGGGGCCAGUCAUAUUUUCACUCCAUGGUUCAGGACUAUGGUAUUAUGCCAUGCAUAGAGCAUUAUACUUGCAUGGUAUGGCUUCUAGGACGUUCAGGUCGUCUUGAUGAGGCUCUUAAGUUCAUUGAAGAAAUUCCGUUUGAGCCUAGUGUUAUGGUGUGGAGAGCUUUGCUUGGUGCCUGUGUAAUACACAAUGAUAUUGAGCUUGGAAGAAUUUCUGCGCAGCGGGUCCUUGAGAUGGAACCCCAUGAUGAGGCAGCGCACGUAUUAUUGUCAAAUAUGUAUGCCACUGUGAAAAAAUGGGACAGUGUAAUUUCCAUCAGGAAAUACAUGAAACGGAAAGGAGUCAAGAAAGAACCAGGCCUUAGCUGGAUUGAAAGCCAAAGCAAUGUUCAUUAUUUCAGUGCAGGUGAUAGAUCACACCCUGAUGUACGGAUAAUUAAUGGGAUGCUGGAGUGGCUGAACAUAAAGAUUAGAAGGGAAGGGUAUGUUCCCAACCGUAAUGUUGUUUUGCUUGAUGUCGAGGAGGAUGAAAAAGAAAGUCUCCUUUGGUUACACAGUGAGAGACUAGCUUUAGCUUUUGGGCUUUUUAGAACACCACCUGGGUGUCCAGUUCGUAUCAUUAAGAACCUCAGAAUAUGUGCAGAUUGCCAUGCUGCAAUCAAGUUGAUAUCGAAGGUAGUUCAGCGUGAAUUCAUUGUUCGAGAUAUGAAUCGUUUUCAUCAUUUUGAAGAUGGUGUUUGCUCCUGUGGUGAUUAUUGGUGAUGGUUGUGCUCUAAAGACAGAAAAAAAUCCUGUGGACUGAGGUGCCCAAUGCUUGGGUUUCGGUAUGUGGCAGGUUGGAGAGACCCGUUGACAUUAACUGUGAUUACAACAAUAUCAUACAGAGUCACUCAACAAAUUGGUGGCUCAUUGAUGACUAUAUUUAGCUGUUAGGAAAAGGAAUCUAAGGGAGGUUAAGCCACGUGGAAAAUCAACCAAUGCAACAAUGCAGGUGAUUCACUUGCACGGAAUGUGGCCUUUGGAAGCCUUCAUUUGAUUGGUUAUACUUACAAAAUUUCCUACCCCAAGGAUCAUCCUGGUUGGAUGAUUACAAUAUCCACCCAUAAGGUCCUUGUAGUUUGCCAUUUGCUGUUAUUUUUUCUUCUCUUUGGGAGAGGAAAGAAAGAAUGAUAUGUAUGAACUAGAGGAGAAGUAGACCUAAGAUCUGAGGAUAUAUGUUACAUAUGGUUUCAUCCUCAAUGAAACUAUUCAGAGGGUGCAAUUUUGUCUCAAGUCUCAGGUACAGUAUCACAGAAGUAGCCAAAAAACUC